Cornus florida is the source of this 2080-nucleotide messenger RNA. RefSeq names its product T-complex protein 1 subunit zeta 1. The record is from RefSeq and is a predicted model, not a curated record. Gene Ontology annotation, biological process: protein folding. Gene Ontology annotation, cellular component: chaperonin-containing T-complex. Gene Ontology annotation, molecular function: ATP hydrolysis activity; ATP binding; ATP-dependent protein folding chaperone. The transcript is spliced from 16 exons. Lineage: Eukaryota; Viridiplantae; Streptophyta; Magnoliopsida; Cornales; Cornaceae. The coding region runs from base 169 to 1776 and encodes 535 amino acids.
GUGUUCAAAGGUCUCUAGACACCAUUCGAGAAAGCCCUAAAACCCACCACUUUCCAGUUUCACUCAAGAAAGUGCUCUCUCCGUCUCUCCCGCUCGCUCUUUUUUGGGACGCAGCAACUCUCCUCAACCCUUGAUCUGUAGUUCAGUUGAUUUCUUGCUGCAGCAAAAAUGUCUCUUCGAGUUUUGAACCCUAAUGCGGAAGUACUCAACAAAUCCGCUGCUCUUCAUAUGAACAUCAAUGCCGCCAAGGGUUUGCAAGACGUUCUCAAGACCAACCUAGGUCCCAAAGGCACCAUUAAGAUGCUUGUUGGUGGAGCCGGGGAUAUUAAGCUUACAAAAGAUGGUAACACACUCUUGAAAGAAAUGCAAAUUCAGAACCCAACUGCAAUUAUGAUUGCAAGGACAGCUGUUGCCCAAGAUGAUAUAAGUGGAGAUGGUACUACUUCAACUGUCAUAUUUAUUGGCGAGCUGAUGAAACAAUCGGAACGCUACAUUGACGAAGGUAUGCAUCCACGUGUUCUAGUUGAUGGAUUUGAAAUCGCUAAAAGAGCAACGCUGCAAUUUCUUGAAAAGUUCAAGACUCCUGUAGUGAUGGGUGAUGAACCUGAUAGAGAGAUUUUGAAGAUGGUAGCAAGAACAACAUUAAGAACAAAGUUAUAUGAAGCAAUGGCGGAUCAAUUGACUGACAUAGUUGUAAAUGCGGUUCUCUGCAUUCGCAAGCCUGAGGAAGCUAUUGAUCUGUUUAUGGUUGAGAUUAUGCACAUGCGCCACAAAUUUGAUGUAGACACCCGUUUGGUUGAGGGUCUUGUUCUUGAUCAUGGUUCUAGGCAUCCAGACAUGAAACGAAGAGCAGAGAAUUGUUAUAUCUUGACUUGCAAUGUAUCAUUAGAGUAUGAGAAGAGUGAAAUAAAUGCAGGUUUUUUCUACUCAAAUGCAGAGCAGAGAGAGGCAAUGGUUGCAGCAGAAAGGCGUUCUGUUGAUGAGAGAGUGAAAAAAAUUAUUGAACUAAAGAAUAAGGUUUGCUCAGGCAAUGAUAAUAACUUCGUUGUUAUUAAUCAAAAAGGAAUCGAUCCUCCAUCACUGGACCUUCUUGCUAGGGCAGGGAUAAUUGCCCUUCGAAGGGCAAAGAGGAGAAAUAUGGAAAGAUUGGUUUUGGCUUGUGGAGGGGAGGCUGUUAAUUCUGUUGAUGACUUGACCCCUGAUUGCCUUGGUUGGGCUGGAGUUGUAUACGAGCAUGUUCUUGGAGAAGAGAAGUAUACUUUCGUGGAAAAUGUCAAGAAUCCUUACUCUUGCACAAUCUUAAUAAAAGGACCUAAUGACCAUACAAUUGCCCAAAUUAAAGAUGCUGUUCGUGAUGGCCUGAGAGCAGUCAAAAAUACUAUCGAAGAUGAAUCAGUUGUAUUAGGGGCAGGGGCUUUCGAAGUUGCAGCCCGACAACACUUGAUCAAUGAAGUAAAGAAAACUGUUCAAGGGCGUGCCCAACUUGGUGUUGAAGCUUUUGCUGAUGCCCUUCUUGUGGUGCCUAAGACACUUGCUGAAAAUUCUGGUCUUGACACUCAAGAUGUGAUCAUUGCUCUUACGGGGGAGCAUGACAGAGGGAAUAUUGUGGGUUUAGAUCAGCACACAGGUCAUCCUAUUGACCCCCAAAUGGAGGGUAUUUUUGACAACUACUCUGUGAAGCGCCAAAUCCUAAACUCUGGACCUGUCAUUACAUCCCAGUUGCUUCUUGUUGAUGAAGUAAUUCGCGCAGGUCGGAACAUGCGGAAGCCAACUUGAUAACUGUACCUUCAUGUGCACUUUUGUGAGAUGGAGGGUUUUCUUGUGUCUCCGAUUCUCUGGGUGUUUUGAAUUGUUUAUGCGUGCUUCCAACUUCUUCAGUGUAAACUAGUUUGUGGUUGUAAUUUAAGGUUUUUGGGGGAGGUUUUGUGCAAUCACAGCAAAAUUUUUGUUAGUGGAAGGUCUUCCAUCAGAUACAUGCUAUAAUCAAAGACAUAUCAGCAGCUUCUUCAAACUAUUUACCUUUUAGUAAUGUUUCUUGUUCAAACGUAAGCAGUAAAAUCUUUGAUUUGUGGCGUACAAA